Molecule: messenger RNA, 694 nt
Organism: Agrilus planipennis (emerald ash borer)
Lineage: Eukaryota; Metazoa; Arthropoda; Insecta; Coleoptera; Buprestidae
Exons: 2
Coding region: 47-670 (207 amino acids)
Source: RefSeq, a predicted model, not a curated record
GAUGAUGUAAACGAAUGCAUCCAUUAUUAAAUGUUUUAAUGAAAUAAUGCUAUUUAAUAUGAAUGGGCAGGAGGAAGAUAACACUUUUGAAAAUACAAUUUUAUCUUUUUAUAUCCACAAUGACUGGCGAGGUAUUUUAAGCAUCGACAUUAAUUAUUAUAAUAUAACAAAUGCUAGAAGGCUAAUGUGGGCCUGGCCUUCUGAAGAAGAGUUACAUUUCAUUGGCAAAUUAAUACUAGAGAAAAAAUUAAAUGGUGUUGUGUCAGUGGGAUGCGGAUGCGGUCUCUUCGAAUGGUUACUAGGACAGUGUACCAGUUUAAACGUACGAGGUAUCGAAAUAAAUGAUUCGUGGUGGAACAGUAAGUACAGUGGAACCAAAUUUAUCCCUUUACUUUUUCCUAAAUUACUACCGCAAACAAAACUCUUCAAUAAUGACGAAGCACUGCUGUUUUGCUAUUUCAACGACGAAAUAGCCUUUCAAAAAUAUGUAGCAGCCUACGAGGGUAAUUUGAUUUUCAUUGUGGGUCCCAAUAAAGGAACGAAUAUUUACGCGAACCCAGAUCCGAUAAAUCCGAAAUUUAGCUCGCAGGACAGUUGGAAAAUGAUCGACAUAAAACAAUUUAAAAACAGUAUCAAUGUUGUGUCUGCUUUUGAAAGAUCAACAAAAUAAAAAAAAAAGGGUUACUUAACAUAU